AUGGUGAGAGGUCGAGGAGUUGGCCUUUCGGGGAUACAUAGACACCAAUUUACCAAUGACCAAUUUCAAAAGGUUGGAAUCACAAUUGCAGAAGCUCAAAUGUCGCAGUUGAAACAACAACUUCAAUUGUUUAAAACAAAUCUUGAAGAAUUUGCAAGAAAAUAUCGUAAAGAUAUCCGUAAAGAUCCUUUGUUUAGAACACAUUUUCAAAAAAUGUGUACUAAUAUCGGAGUUGAUCCUCUUGCUUCCAAUAAAGGAUUUUGGGCAGAACUUUUAGGAGUAGGAGAUUUUUAUUAUGAAUUAGCUAUACAAAUAAUCGAAGUUUGUUUGUCUACUAAAGGUAGAAAUGGUGGAUUGAUUGAAUUAGGAGAAUUGAAAAGACAUUUAAUUAAGAUGCGCGGUGGUAAUUCUGGCAAAAAUAAUAACAAUGGUAAUAACAAUCAGGAGAUUAGUGAAGAUGAUAUUAUACGAUCCAUAAAGACACUCAAACCAUUAGGAAGCGGAUUUGAAGUUUUACAAAUUGGUGUUCAAAAAAUGGUUAGAUCUGUUCCUCGUGAACUCAAUAAAGAUCAAUCUGAUAUAUUAUUAUUAGCGCAGUCGAGAGGUUUUGUUACCAAAGAUUUAAUUAGGAUAGAAUUAGGAUGGAGAAUGGAAAGAAUCGAUGAUGCAAUUGAUACAUUACUUGCUGACGGUCUUUGUUGGAUUGACGAUCAUGCAAAUCCGUACGAAUAUUGGAUUCCUAGUUUUUUUAAAGGAUUUGAUGAUUAA
Entrophospora sp. SA101 is the source of this 768-nucleotide messenger RNA. The record is from the annotation of a GenBank genome assembly. Lineage: Eukaryota; Fungi; Glomeromycota; Glomeromycetes; Entrophosporales; Entrophosporaceae.